This is a messenger RNA of Engraulis encrasicolus (European anchovy), 549 nucleotides long. RefSeq names its product transcription factor Atoh7-b (gene ferd3l). NCBI's taxonomy places the organism in Eukaryota, Metazoa, Chordata, Actinopteri, Clupeiformes, Engraulidae. Gene Ontology annotation, biological process: developmental process; regulation of transcription by RNA polymerase II. The record is from RefSeq and is a predicted model, not a curated record. The coding region runs from base 1 to 549 and encodes 182 amino acids. Gene Ontology annotation, molecular function: RNA polymerase II transcription regulatory region sequence-specific DNA binding; DNA-binding transcription factor activity, RNA polymerase II-specific; protein dimerization activity. The transcript is spliced from 2 exons.
AUGGAAAUCCGUGGUUCCAUGAUGGAUCCCUCGCUAUAUGAUAUCGUCGGUGACAUGGACGUUAUGGAACUACGCUCCAACUCUUUCCCCUUGCCAAAGCAAGGCCAGCUAAGUCUGGCUGGAGCGGAUUUUUGUGAGCGACGUUACUGCUCCCUCGCCCACUGUGACCCUCAUCCACCUGUCGCAGAUGAAAGCCGUGCGCAUUACGCAAACGGUGUGCCCUUGACGGAACACGGCGCAGUCGCUUAUUUACCUGGGACUCACACGGGAAGAUCCAAGCGCAAGCGGGUGAUUACAACGGGACAGAGACAUGCCGCCAACGUCAGGGAGCGCAAACGGAUGUUCAGCCUGAACGAGGCCUUUGACGAACUGAGGAAGAGGGUGCCCACUUUCGCAUAUGAGAAAAGACUCUCCCGGAUCGAAACCCUGCGCCUAGCUAUUGUGUACAUUUCGUUUAUGAUGGAUCUACUGAAAAAGCAGCCUUAUAUAAACCAGCCCUUUGAGCGUACCCAGCCCAGGACGACCCGCUGUGAUUGUGGAUCAGCCUAA